AUGCUCUUCCUUGUUGCUCUCAUUCGGGUGCUUCGGGCAGGAGAUUGGUGCUACCCAGAUCUGGUGGCUACGGCGCCCAAGCGGUCGGAAGUUUGUCAGCUGGUCUCAGCCAAGGAGGAGAAGUUCCGAAAGUUCCGCACGGCAGAGAUCAAGCACGGCCGUCCUUCAGCCAUCAAAUCAGGGGUGCAAGUCGCAUGGGGUGAGGGAGAGGUCAAGCUGCCCUUCUUGAAGGAUGUGCCCUCCGGGGUGACGGCCCUUCAGACGACCAAAGGCCUGUUGGCUGCUGGCGUGCUCUUCGCCGCCUGUGGCUACAUGGAGACAAAGGUCUGGAAGCAGGAUGAGACCAAGGAGCCUGGAAAUUUUGGGGACCCGGCCGGAUGGUCGCAGACUGGCCUCGGAGCAGGCACCUACAGCAAGACCAUGCGAGAGCGAGAGUUGAACAACGGCCGAUUUGCCAUGUUUGCCAGCGUGGGCAUCAUUGCCGCAGAGCUGGUUUCUGGAAAGGACUGGCUUGUUGCUCCGGAUGUGGUAGCCUUCGGUGGCAUUCCCGAUCCCAUUGUUGCAUCAAGCUGUGUUGUUGUUGGCCGUUCUGCUUGCAGGAUGCCAUUGAGCAGCUGA
Messenger RNA from Symbiodinium necroappetens, 618 nucleotides. NCBI's taxonomy places the organism in Eukaryota, Dinophyceae, Suessiales, Symbiodiniaceae. The record is from the annotation of a GenBank genome assembly.